Molecule: messenger RNA, 987 nt
Organism: Pyricularia pennisetigena
Lineage: Eukaryota; Fungi; Ascomycota; Sordariomycetes; Magnaporthales; Pyriculariaceae
Exons: 1
Coding region: 1-987 (328 amino acids)
Cellular component (GO): cytosol
Molecular function (GO): aldose reductase (NADPH) activity
Source: RefSeq, a predicted model, not a curated record
AUGUCGUCGACUACCAACCGUACAAAACACACCCCCGGGCCACACACAGCCUCGGCAUUGGCGGCAGACCACACACUUACCACGGGAGCCGCCAUGCCCAGGCUAAUGUACGGCACGGCGUGGAAGAAGGAACACACAGCAGACCUGGUGUUCGAGGCCCUCCAGGUCGGCUUCCGCGGAAUCGAUACGGCGGCUCAGCCUCGCCACUACCGCGAGGAUCUGGUCGGGGAGGGUGUCCGGCGCGCCGUGGCCGCAGGCAUCGUCUCACGCGCCGACCUAUUUCUGCAGACCAAGUACUCACCCCCGCCCGCGCAGGACGUCUCCAACAUGCCCUACGACGCGAGUCUGUCAGUGACGGAGCAGGUUCGCGCGUCGGUCGCGUCGUCGCUGCGCAACCUGGCUGCCACCACCGACUCGUCAGACGAUGAGCCCUAUAUUGACUGCCUAGUGCUGCACUCGCCGCUCGACACCCCCGCCGCCACUGCCGAGGCAUGGGCCGCCAUGGCUUCGUUUGUGCCGCACAAGGUGCGCGCCCUGGGCAUCAGCAACGCGAGCAUGGCGGACGUGGAGAUGCUGCUUGACGGCCCGAUGCCUACGCCCACGACGACGCCGAUUCCGCCGGCUGUGGUGCAGAACCGCUUCUACCCGGGCAACCGCUACGAGGUUCCACUGCGGGCCCUGUGUGCGUCCAGGGGCGUCGUGUUUCAGGCCUUUUGGACGCUCAGCGGCGACGGCGGGAGGUUGAGGCAGCGGGCAGGCUGCGUGAAGCGGGUCGCGGAGGCGUGUGGCGUCGAUCCGGCCGUUGCGCAGUAUGCGCUCGUCCUGGGCCUUGGUGGGAUUAGCAUCUUGGACGGCACGACGGAUCGCUCGCAUAUGGUGGCGGACUUGGAGGGGAUCGAUCGGGUGGGAAGGUGGAUUGCGGAGGAUGAAGGGAAAAAGGCUUGGGAGGAGUGUUUGGUAGAGUUUAGGGGCAUUAUUGAGGGCUAA